Messenger RNA from Prorocentrum cordatum, 794 nucleotides. The record is from the annotation of a GenBank genome assembly. NCBI's taxonomy places the organism in Eukaryota, Dinophyceae, Prorocentrales, Prorocentraceae.
GGAUGGUCGUGCUCAGGAGGGACAUCUUGCGCGAACCCUUUCUCCCCCCCCCUGGCGAUGGGUUGGGCGCUGUCGCCAGGUGCAGCAGAAUUCGGGGGACCCGUGCGCGCACGCGCCCCGUCCCUGCCGCCCGUGGCGGCCGCUGCUCCUCCCAUGGGCGAAGCGGGGCCCAGUGCCGCGGACCUGGAGGACGCCCUGGCUGGGCUCCGCAAGGGAUGGGAGCGGCUGGCCAUCCGAGGCCUCGGAACUGGAACUGCGGCGGGAUCCAGCAGCAGUGCGGGCGCAUCUGGACUCCGGUCGUGGAGGGGCCUCACCGCGGAGGUGCUCUCCGCUGUGCCCUCGUGCCUUGCGAUCCCUGAGCGGCUGGCACCCCGCCUGGCCAGCCGCGCCUGGUGGCGCGCCUGCGAGCAGGGUGCCGCCCGCGGGGCGUGGGCCGAGGCGCUCGGCGCCGGCGCCGGGGCGGGGCGGCGGAGGCCGCGGGCGGAGGCCUGGCGGCUUUCUACGCGCGGCAGCACUUCCUGGCGCACGGGGCGGCCGCGAGGGUCUUCAAGGGCGACCGCGGCAAGCCCACGGCCCACGUCGAGAUGAAGGCGGCAGGCCGCGUGCGCGCCUCGGUCCCAGCGGCGGCGAUGUCGGACGGCACGGCGGCCAUGCUGGGAGACAGGGCGAAGGUCGUCGACGAGCCCGACGUGGCCCUCAUGGUCUUCGACGUGGCCGCGGGCGAGCUCGCCGGGUACGUGCCCAUGAACCCCACGACCAAGCACGGGCAGAGUCUCCAGCGGCCCCUCUCGGUC